Lates calcarifer (barramundi perch) is the source of this 2989-nucleotide messenger RNA. It is a transcript of the gene ttyh2l, whose product is annotated as tweety homolog 2, like. Gene Ontology annotation, molecular function: volume-sensitive chloride channel activity; intracellularly calcium-gated chloride channel activity. The record is from RefSeq and is a predicted model, not a curated record. The coding region runs from base 277 to 1899 and encodes 540 amino acids. Lineage: Eukaryota; Metazoa; Chordata; Actinopteri; Centropomidae. Gene Ontology annotation, cellular component: plasma membrane. The transcript has 14 exons.
CCGUGUCUCCGGUACAAACGCUCGGCCCUUACUCAAGCUGUAUAUUUUGUUAGUAGUUGCGCAACUCAACAGUUUACACACAACUACUAUGGGAACCGGAGUCGAAAGUAGACAUGUUCUGAAGAUGUCAUGGCAAAUGAAGAACUUCCUUUUUAGUCAUCCGUGGUAAUUGUAACCACAGUUGAAGUCGCGUCUGUUUUUAUUCUUUCUUCUCUUUCCGCAAAACCUGGGAAUAUUUGAGUUUCAAGGUCUUAAAGGGAAGCGAGUGUGCUGGCCAUGGAUAUUCGAGCAGGAAUGGCCACUGCAAGGCUCGAUUACGUCGCACCGUGGUGGACGUAUUGGCUUCACAAUUUCCCACACUUCAGUUUCUUUUUCCAGUCGGUCGACAACACUUUCAAGCCGGAGGAGGCGAGCUACCAGCAGUCUCUGAUAGUUCUGGCAUGCGUUGGUGCAGUGGGUCUUGGCCUGAGCCUACUGAUUCUGGCAGUAUACCUGGUCUGCCUCUGCUGCUGCCGCAAGGAAAUAGAUGAAGACACCAAAAGACCCGAUACCUGCUGCAUCACCUGGGCUGCCGUCAUCACGGGUCUCAUAAUAUGUUCUGCCGUAGGAGUGGGUUUCUAUGGAAACAGUGAGACCAAUGAUGGGGUGUACCAGCUGACCUACUCGCUCUACAAUGCCAAUCAUACAUUGGGUGGCAUCAAUAAUCUGGUUGCAGGAUCUAUGGGCAAUGUGGAAACUGGACUCAAACAGCACCUGGAACGGCUUGAUGAGAUCUUUUCUACAAGGACUGACUACCUCCAGGCGCUACGCUUCAUGCAGCUGAUGGUCAACAAUGUCAUCCGCGAGCUAACUGCUCUUCCAGACAUCAACAAAGCCAAUGUAGACUUGGCAGCCAUUGCUGACCAAACAGCUUUCAUUGAGUAUUACAGAUGGCUGACGUAUCUUCUGUUGCUGAUCCUGGAUCUGGUCAUCUGCCUGGCCUUGUGCUUGGGGAUGGCCAGGCAGUCUCGAUGGCUGCUCAUCACGAUCAUGGUUUUUGUAGUGCUGUCUCUGAUCCUGAGCUGGGCCUCACUGGGAGCAGGCACUGCUACAGCUGUGGGCACCAGUGACUUCUGUGUGUCUCCAGACAAGUUUAUUGUUAACCAAACCAAGGAUUUCCUCAGUGCAGAUGUUGCACAUUAUUAUUUGUUCUGCAGUCCGAAUCUACCAAACCCCUUCCAACAGUCUUUGACAAUCUGCCAGCGCUCUCUGACCACCAUGCAAAUCCAGAUCCAGGGCUUGCUGCAGUUCUCGGUGCCCAUCUUCCCCACCGCUGAGAGAGACCUUUUGGGGAUCCAGCGGCUGUUGAACUCCACUGAGUUCAGUCUACACCAGCUAACAGCCUUGCUCGACUGCCGUGGGCUACAUAAGGACUACCUGGAUGCCCUAAUGGGUGUAUGCUAUGAUGGGGUGGAAGGGCUCCUCUACCUCUCUUUGUUUUCUCUGCUGGCUGCCUGCGCACUCUCUGCCAUGCUGUGUGCAAUUUUCAGAGUCUGGACACUAAUGGGCAGCAGGGACAAAGAGUACGAUGACAUAGACGAGGAGGACCCGUUCAACCCUCAAGCGCGGAGGAUGUCCUACAACCCCAGAAGGUCCAACAUCCACAGUUUCUGUAGCUAUACCAGCAGCGUUGGCAGCCAGGCCAGCCUUCAUCCACCUCCACAAUCUGCUUCUAAUGCCAUGCAACCCCCUGAAUACAUGAAUCAAUCCAUGCUGUUUGGAGGGAGCCCUCGAUACGAGAACGUGCCACUGAUAGGGAGAGGAUCCCCACCUCCCUCGUAUUCGCCCAGUAUGAGGACCACCUAUCUGUCUAUGACUGAUGCCCAGAUCAGACACUUUGGGACUGACUUCCAGGUGUAGCCUGCCACUGAAUCCCUUUUCAGAGAAGCACUGUAUAAGACUCUGGGUUCUUACAAAGAAGGCUGUCUUCAUGGCAUAAUCCUGUUUACGGGAGCUGCAGCCCGCCGUCCCAAUCCGAGACAUGAAAGCAGGCCAUAUGAGGCAGUUACCUCACUAACACACCAGUGCAGUGCUCUGAAAGCCCUGCAUGCAGUUUUGAACAGAGAGGGCCUGCACAGGCUCAUCUCUAGACUGUUAUUGUUGUCAUGAUGUGUGGAAAUACUGUUGCUCAAAUGUAAGCAUUCCUAUGAGACAAAUUAAGGAGCCUGGAUAAAAAAAAAAAAAAGUUUUUUGCUCUUCCUAUACUCUGGUGGCCUGCAUGAAUAUGAUUAACAUUACAGAUCAACAGUAUUUUAAUUUGAAGUGAGAUGGUGGAGUAUGACUAAUACACAGACUGUCCAUCAUGACAUUUAAUUCUGAAAAAUCCCUACUGUUUGGCAGUAACUGGAUUCCUUCAUAUUUCAAGACAUUACCUAAACCAUACCAAAUAUUUUAGUUUCGCUGUGAAGGGCCAAAGAUGCUACUCAGUUGAUAUUUUUGAUUCAUUUUGUUGUUGUUUUUCUGUUUCUACAUGUGUAACUGCAACUUUUGAUGGCUCUUGCUGUAAUACUGGAUUGCAAUGUAUGACCUGCCUAUCAAGGAUAAGUCAAAUAGGCAUAGAUGAGGGGUUUAUUGUUUUGCUACAUUUGGAGACUGUGCUGCAGCUGCAUGUUGGAAAAUUUCCUCUGGACUAAAUAUGCACAGCAUAAUGGGAUUUGAUUCACAUCCAGGCAUUUAUAACAGUGCUGUGAGACAAUGGCAGCAAAAAAGACAAUUAAAACAAAACUGUCAGUAUGUGCUGUGUUAUAAUCAUACUCCAUUUUGAAAAACUAAAUAACACACAAAACCCAGUGCCACUAGUUACAGUCAGUUGGAAAAACAUGAAUCAACCCUUAAUAUCUUGUGAGAAACUGUUCCUUACAUUGUUGGAGAACUCUGCUGUAUGUUGUUUUCUAUGCUGGAUUAUGUAUCAAACUAAAAUAAUGUUUGACCAUAAAGUGCUGUAUGCAGA